GAACGCAGUUUAAUUCUCUUUUAUCUUUCUUUCACAUCAGAUUUUAUCUGUACAUCUCUUUUUAAAUUCCGAAAGUGUACGUUAGUUCAGCAAUAGAAAACAGACUUUUUGUUGUCGCUACGAUCGUGGCUGUCGCGUCCAAGCGGCAAUUGAACGAAUUACAGGUAACAAACAAACAAAAAGUAUGGCAGGUGUUAGAGAGCUCGGUGAAGAUGACCGUUUGUACGCGGUGUUUUGACUUAAUUUGACUCUGACUGAGAAGUGAAAUGUCUUCGAAUGCUAGAAAAUCACCGCGAGUAGAAGACUUGAUUUCUACGGAAGAUGACACCUUGGGAUCCUCUAUAAGUCUCAGUGUUGGGGAGAACUCAAUACGUAUCAAGGAAAAACUCAAACCUACCAAGGAAAUUGAGCAAUUCCCAGCUGAUAAAAAGGACGUGCAAGAGAAAUGGUGGCUGAAGAGACCUGAAACACGGUUAGAAGUCUUAAGUGCCAAGAAUACAGAAACUAAGAUGAAGCAGUCACCUACUCCUUCGUCGGAUGUCAGUUCUUCCAUGAAAGAAUUUCUUGAGAAGGAAAGAAUGUGCAAAGCCAUGCCCAGGAGUGAAGGAAAAGUCAAAGACAAAGAUGACACCCUGUGUGAUAUACUUGCAUCUGCAGCUUUUGAUAAAUAUCCAUCAGACUUUGAGAAUGCUACUGACGAGGACAUCGGUAGCAUAUUGGAAGAAAUGAGCAAGAUUGCAGGUGCACUAAGUCCUAAUUCAGGCCCUGAACGUACCAAAUCAGGAGGCUCGAGCAAAAUUCACACUGAGAAAGAAAAGUCUGUAGAGGAAUUAUUAGAAGAAGCUGAGAAGUUAGUAAGGAAAAAUAGUAGUACUCUAUCAAAAAGCGCAUCUAAAUCUGACACUCUAGUACUAGAAAAUGGUCAGGAUGAGAGCUUGAGUCGAGUGAGGCAGUUAGAAGCUGACAUUUUUCAACUAAUAGAAGAGGAAGUGCACAGAGAAUCGGAAAAGAUAAGGAAAAGUCCGAAGAACGAGAAGAAGCGGGAGAAUAGUCCAGGUUUCGAGAUCGUUUAUGAGGAUUUAAGCAGCUUGAGACCGCCGAAAACGUUGGAACUUCAGAGGAGAAAAUUCGAAGAGCAGAAAGUCGAGAUAUCUAGCAGUUCUGACUUGGAUGAUCCAAUCGAGAGGCAUUCCAAAUCCGAAGAACUGAAAAGUACAAAGAAGAUGGAGCUGGAAAAAGAGAAUCUGCAAAAGGAGAUCACGGACGUAGACAAGGAUUUUUUCGAAGAUUUGCUGAAGAGAUCCAAGGAAAAGGCAGAAGGUGGAAUGUCGGGAAGUUCCAGUUUCGGACAAGAGGACUUCUCGCAUUUUUUGAAACUGCUGCAUGGGCAAACGGACAAGAAAGAGCCAGAAUCAAAAGAGCCUAAUAUGAUGUAUAAUUUGUUGUUAAAAACUACUAAUGGUGAAAUGGUAACGACUGCCGAAGGCCAACUAGCAAAUGGAAAAACCCCCGAGUUUCCGGAAAAGGAAUUCUCCGAGAUAUUAGAGAAGGAAUUGCCUGCGACUAAUGACGCAUAUAUGGAACAUGAAAUCAACGAAAGUGAUUCCAGCGUGAGCGGGGAACUACCUAAACGAGCACCGAAUUCUCCAUCGGUCGGAGUAACAUUCUCCAAAAAUUCUAGCAACGAAUCUUCGAAAAAAUCUGCAACAAAAAGCGUAGAGAACAAUAAAAACGCAUCAGAAAGUAAUAAGAUAAAUUUCGAGGUUGAGUUGUACACAGUGGGCUUAACACCAAGAUUAGAACUGUUUGCCGACGCGAUACCUAAACUCAUGGCGGAGAAAUUAAACGAGAAUGUUAUGAAGGAGAAAGAAGGAGAAAACACGGAUAAAGCUGAUUCCACGCACAAGGAAUCUUCAUCCCCAGAAAAGAAGAUCGAAGAUAAAGUAGAAAAUACAAUCAAAGCGUCGAAAACUUCCAAGACGAGUUACCAGGAAACGUCGAGCUACGGCGCCUCAAGAGGAACAGUGGACGUACCUAAAACUGAACGCAUUAUUAGUGCACCAAAUAAUAAGCAAACGAAAAAGGAGAUUAGAUUCUGCAAGUCUAAGAGUUACGAUCAGAUAUGUCAACCUCCUCUCAGAACUUCUCUGGAAAAUAUCAGGACUAAUAAGACAUCGGAUGUGUCUAGAAAGCCUGCAAACUCGGUUCUUAGAAAAUCACCGAUGAUCAAGCCAAAAAUAUCAAGUCGGCCAAUUCCAAAAGCAAAUACUGAUCAAAUCCAGAAAGUGAAAUCGAAACCUAACACGCUCCUGAAACCGAAAAUGGAUUCUGCUAAGCUCGGUUCCACGUCCAGCCUACCGGCUACGUGCAAAACGUCUCAGGUGAAAUCGCCCGACAGUUACAGGAGGAAUUUAAUGGCCGCUGGUGAUACGAAUUUAGUGACGUUCGACUGGAAAAUGUUGUGUCGUGAGGAGAAGCACAAGAACACUCUCUUGAAACAACAGUUAGAAGCUGAGGCGAAGCUCUAUAAGAAUCAAAUCAUGGAAAUGCGCACAUCCUUUGAGGGAGAACUCUUUGCCCUAAAGAAACAGAAUAUAAUCUUAAAAGCGAGAGUCGACGAGCUGUCUUUGAACGAGAGGCGUUCGGAGGUUCACACGAAAAAUGACAUGAAGGUGACACUGCUGGAACAGGAACUCGAGAAGCAAGAGAGCUUGAUCCGCGCUUAUGAGACUGAAAACAAGAAAUUGAUGCAAGACACGAAACGUCUGCAGGAGGAGCUGAAGAGUUUACAAUCUAAGCAAAAGAGUACGGUAUCGCAGGCAAACGACAUGCAGGAGUUGACUGAUCGAGUGAAGGAUCUUCAGGAAGAGGCGUUGAAACUAAAUCUUGAAGUAUCCGAUUUAAAGCAAAAGAACGCCGACAUCUUGCUAAAAAAUGACGACUUGAUUCAACAGAACAGCCUACUCACGGAUGAAUUGGAGAUGUUCAAGGAGCAGCUGCGAGCAAAGAAUAACUUCAUCACGGAUCGACUGCAAGCGAUGACUUCUGCUGAAUUGGACUUGAAGAGACAAAUAGAAGACCUGAGUAUCAAACUAAGCUCGAAGUCUGAGCAGUUGCGCGUGACGAAGCAAGAGUUGGACAAAAUGCAACAGAACGUGUUGCCGUUGGAAAAGGAACUGUUAGAGCUUAGGGUAAAAGAAGGCAAUCUCUUGGAGAAACUACAAAUAAGUAAGAGUCAUAUCGAGCGUGAGAAGUUGCUCAGCCAGAAACUCAAGGAUCAGGUUAUCUUAGAUAAUAAGAAAGUGAUGGAUCUAAAUAGGCAAGUGCGCGAGAUGGAACGUAUACUCAAGAGAAAGAAUCCCGACUCAGUGUCGGCACUCAUACUGACCGCAAACUCGGGCCAAGAGAAAAUCGGCACAGAGAAGGUGAAACUGUUGGAAGAGAGAAUAGUGACUCUAGAGAACGAAAUCAAGACCAAAGAGAACCUUGCGCAGCAGAACCUGAUUGAUCUGCAAAGAAAGUUCUCCGAUAUGAGGGAUAAGUAUGCGGCGCAGGUGACAGAGCUGGAAGCGAAAUUGUCUGAAGUCACGGCGAAGGAGCACAAGUUGCACAACGACAUGUUCACACAAACGGUGAGGUACGUCGAGAACAAGAGUGUGGAGACCAACAGGAGAGAUGACAGAGCCUCGAUUAUGGACAAAGAGGAUAAGAAAGAUCAGAAAGCCGGAUCAAAGGUUGGACCAAAGUCUCAGAAUCCGAAAGAAGACGCACAUCUCAUCGCUACGAUCAGAGGUCUGCAGUUAGAGAUCACGAACAAGGACAGAGCCGUACUGAAGUUAACUAAAGAGAGUCAAGAGCUCCAGAAGACGAACAGGAGAUUGCAGAAGGAGCGAGAGAAAUUGCUAAACGAUCGUAGAAGCUUCAGGAGCAUGGACUUUGACAGAAUGUUUCAGAAAACGAAGAACGGUGAUGGAAACGAUCAGAACUCAAAUGUCUAUCAGAACGGACACGUCACCGACUCGCAGAGGCUGUCUUCAUCAACUACUAAGCUAUACGAUCCGAUACAGUACACGGAGACUAGCAAGAACGGCGUUAUCAAGAAAUUGACUAAUGAGAAUGACAUCCUAAAGGAGGAACUGAACAAGAUCAAUAAGGACUUCAUGGCACUCAAGAGCAAAAGACUCCAUGACUUGAAUCUUCUACAAGAAGAACACGAGCGAGAGAUGGCCACUCUCGUGAAAGAAUACAGCGUCAAGUUCGGGGAUUCUAAGGUGGUAAAGUUACAGGGUCAGAUUAACUCUCAGGGAGCAAUUAUAUCGCAUUUAAAGGAGCAGGUGGAGAAGUUCAGAGACUAUAAAGAACAAGUAGUCGUGCUGCAGGCCGAGAGAGAGCACUUGGAGAACAAAGUGAAGACACUGACCGAGAAAGUCAAGUACUUAUCGACGCCGGGGACUGAACAGUUGCAGUUGCUGCAGGACAAAAUCACGAUCCUUCAGCAACGGCACGAGAGCAGAGAGAUAACUCUGCAGACGCUAGUGCGCGAUCUAUUGAGAAAUCGCACGCAGUGCAAGGACUGCAAGAACGAAAAGGGUAAGAACCGACAGCUCUGUUACUUCCGACAAGAACUGGACCACAUUCUAGGAAUGCUUCAGGAGAUCGCUAACGUCCACUGAUAUCGUUGAAUCGAGAAUUGCUCGUUCUAAACAGCAGCGACUGAAUUUCGGUAGUAUUCCGGAUAUUGCAGAUACACGAUAACACAGUCUUCACGUUUAAUUUCCGAAUAAAUAAGAUAAUGACACACGUGGGUGACUCACCU
Messenger RNA from Odontomachus brunneus, 4816 nucleotides. Its product is annotated as centrosomal protein of 162 kDa. The coding region runs from base 267 to 4673 and encodes 1468 amino acids. Lineage: Eukaryota; Metazoa; Arthropoda; Insecta; Hymenoptera; Formicidae. The record is from RefSeq and is a predicted model, not a curated record. Gene Ontology annotation, biological process: cilium assembly. Gene Ontology annotation, cellular component: centrosome; axonemal microtubule; centriole. The transcript has 6 exons.